AGUCCUCCCCACUCUAUUGUUCUUGGUCUUCGUGUUAUUUGAGAUUUUCAUGGAGAAUUUGAAGAAAUUGUCGUAUUUUGGGCCGUAGACUAUACAUAGACUGCUCUGACGUGUUGUAAAUCCUCUCUACAAUGAUCGUGGCAAAUCCUGACGCCUUAAAAUCAUGGUUAACCCGAGUUCUGGAGCCGUUGUGCGAUGCAGAUCCAGCAGCUCUAGCGAAGUAUGUGUUUGCCCUGGUUAAAAAGGAUAAGCCUUUACAGGAGCUGAAAGAUAGUAUGGUUGAGCAGCUGGAAGUUUUUCUUCAGAAUGAAACCAAAAAAUUUGUAGCCCUGCUGUUUGUUGUGCUGGAGAAACAAGAUUACUCGCUUCCAGUGCCAGCCUCAAUCAAACAGUUGGCCACAGGGGAGGCACCUUCUUCUACCACUGAAGUUGAUGUCAAGCCAGAUGCUCCAAUUGAACCAGAACCCGAGUCACAACCCAAAGUAGUGUCCCCUUCACAGAGUACAACCCAACCCACUGUUUCAAGUAGUACAUCAAGCAGUGUGAACUCUGCUAGUGCUACUCCCAGUAGCUCAAGUGUGCCUGUGGCUAGCGUGGUGCAAGUCAAUGGCACUGCAGUGAACUCUGCUCCUGCUCCAAGUAACAAUGCGAAGACUUCUCACAGGAAAUCAGAUUCUGACCGGGAUGAAAAAGGACGAACCGGAAGAUCUGGUCGGCAUUCAUCACCUGGUAGAAAUAGAUCACGUUCACGUUCUUGGGACAGACCUAGACGUUCUCGCAGCCGUGAUAGACUAAGAGAUCGUGAUCGCUGCCGCUGGCGUAACAAGUCACCACCUGCCCGUAGAUAUGAAAGGGAGAGGAGAAGAAGCUGGUCACGGACAAGAGGUGGAUCUCGUUCAAGAUCCAGGUCCAGGUCACCCAGACAUGGAUCAGGAUUCAGAAGUAGUAGGUACCGCCGAUCACCUGCCGGUAGAGUAUCACUGUCACGCUCAAGGUCUCACUCUGCUGAACGCAAAAAAGAGCCACUUUCUGGUACAGCUACUCCAACACAGGACAGCAACCAUGGAGAUGAGUCCCGAGUCAUCACUACUUCACAGAGUAUUCAAAGUGUUGUGAGCCAAGUGCCUAAACGCCGCUGCAGGGAUUUUGAUGAGAAAGGCUAUUGUAUGAGAGGUGAUCUAUGUCCGUAUGAUCAUGGUACUGACCCAGUUGUUUUGGAAGAUGUAUCUCUUUCUCAAGUUCUGCAUCCUUCACAACCUGGCUCAGGUCCUCCUGGUUCAGGUGUCCCUAGUGAAAUUGGUGGACUUCAGAGUACAAUAGCAGUUGCUCCAUCAGGCCCUGGUAUCAUGGGUGGAGCUCAACAGUCAAUGGUACAGAUUCCUGGGCACAUGCCACCUUUCCAUGCAAGAUUUCCUCCCCCACCGCCACCUGUUCCUGCAGCAAUGGAGUAUAAUCCUGACGCACCAAGUAUGGAGCCUCGCAUGACAUGGAGCCGUAUGCCACCCAGAGGUGGACUUGGUAUGCGAGGACGGAUGGUACGAGGUCCUCCUCCUCCUCAGCAACCACCUUACAACUCCAUGCACCAGCAGCAGCGAGAGCUAGUUUCUGUGCCCCUUAACGACCAUUCUGGUGGGAUGGGUGUUCAUCCUGGGUACAAGAGACCUAUGCCACAGGAUAAUAACCAAAAUUAUCCUAUGCAUGGAGAGACUUUACACCUUGAUGGACAUUCACCCAUGAAGAGACGUCCAGCAUUUGACUAUGGUCGCCUAGGUCCUGUUGGCACUCGUGCCAAACACAAUCAAGGAAAUUGCUCAUUAGACGUCAAAAAAAUCCCUCGUGGAGUUAAUAACAUUACUCAUUUGAACAACCAUUUUGCCAAAUUUGGGAAAAUUGUUAACAUUCAAGUUCAGUUUGAAGGAGAUCCUGAGGCUGCCCUUGUGACAUUUUCCUCUCAUGCAGAGGCUAAUGCUGCAUACAGAAGUACAGAGGCUGUGUUGAACAACCGUUUUAUUAAAGUGUUUUGGCACAACAACAAUAACAAUAAUGGUGCCAAUAGUAAUGAGCAAGGGAAGCAGGAAAAUGUUCCCCCUAUGAAGCCAUCGGUAAGAGAGAGAUUAGGAGCUCCUGUGCCACCUAUGCAGGUCAAGGUUCUCAACACCAAGGUUGCUCCACAAUUGACUGAUGAAGAAAUUGAAGAGCAAGUUAUGAUGUCUGGCAACAGCCUCACCAAGACCUUGUUCAUCAAGAAGGAGGUGUCUCCUGCUCCUGCUCCCACCCCUGUACUAGCUUCCGCUCAGGUUAACAAGGCGCAGGCAGUGGCUAAGUUACAGGCACAGCAAGCCGCUGCUGCAGCUGCUAUGAAAUUGAAAAUGCAAGAAGUUGCUGCUGCAAAGCAAAAUAUAAGAAAGAAGCAAGAAGAAAAGCGCAGGGAAGCAAUGCAAAUUACCGCAGAUCUGAGGAAGAGAAAGCAGGAGUUGUUAGAAAAACAACUUGACCAGCAGAAACAAUUAAUCCAAAGACUUGAAAAGCAAGAUAUCACUAAGGAACAGCGUCAAGAAGUCUUGAACACUAUCAAGUCAUUACAGGAAAGUGUUGAGAAAAUUCGGAAAGAUCUUGCAACAGUCAUGGGUAGCACUGCCAACACCAUAAAAGUUACUGCUGCUAAAUUAGUCAAAUCACCCCCUUCAACAAAGACUCCACCUACAAACCUAGUCAAGAAAACCAAGGAAGAGGCUCAAAGAGAAAUUCUGGAUGCAGAGCUUGAUCUUAUUUCCAAACAGCAGGAAGGUGCAGAUACAGCUGAACUUCAGCGCAAAGUGGCAAUUUUAAAAAUGGAAGCAGCCAACCAAGCUAUAGUGCAGGCACCCACAAAAGCUGUGCGUGGGGCUCUUCGUACAGUUCGGGGUCGUGGAAUAACUCGUGCUGUGGCUGCACGAAAUCCAGCUCUGUACAGGUCUGGGGUUCGCAGAGGGGGAUUUACUGGGCAUAGUGUUGAUCACCGGCCGUCAAAGAUCCUUGUGUCUGGAUAUGAAGAGGAUGACAAAGUUGAUGUCUUGGCCCAUUUUGCUCAAUUUGGUCAAAUUGUUGACCAUGAGAGUGAUGAUGCUAUUCCAUCACUAGUCCUCAACUACAAAUCUAGGAAAGAAGCUGAGCUAGCUAUGACCAAAGGAAGAAACUUUGGAGACAGGUUACUGUCAAUAACAUGGCAGGCAGGUGUUCCAAGGCAAGGUCGCAACUCUGCCCACCUACUCUCAACUGUUCAUCUGAACUCUCACCAGCGACAAGUUAUGAUGGUUGGUGACCCGGCUGACCUUAUUGAUGAUGUUGAGGGUCAUGUAGAAGAUGAGGAAGAGCUUGUUGGACUGGAUCUUGAACCAAGCGAAGAAGCUUUGCUGCUUGAUGAUGAGGAAGAGGAUGAAGAUGGGGAAGACCGCAGCUGGCGACGAUAGUUGUUCACCAUACACUACUCAGCUGAUCUAAUUAAUGUGCUGAGUAGUAUUAUCUAUCCUUAACAUCACUUCCAGCAAGUUACUUUUGUUUGGUUUUUGCUUUUAUUUUUCUCACAUGAAAUUUUUAAGUUCCCUGAAAAUUUGAUGAUUCACAAUUACCCACUCAAAUUAUUAGUAAUGUAAAAAUGUUACAUUAUCCCAUCAAUAUUGACAUUUCUGUAAUGCGUAAUCAAUUUUCCUUUCACCCCUUUUCCCCAAAUUACUUAAUCCUAUAAGGGUUACUUUUAACUUAAUCACAUCUUCAAGUUUUCUUUUUGUUUUCUUUUUAUAAAUGUGAAGAUUUGUUUCCCCCUCAUUUUAUUUUGAAGUGACUGUUGUGAUAGCUUGGUUGCAUAGUUUGCUGGAAGUUUGUUUUGGCCAAGACUGAUCUGUGUGUAUUCAAACCGUGGGAUGACUAGUAGAAACCCUUUUCUCCUUUUUUUGCUGUGUCCAUUGUAGUCAAACUCUACUGAACCCAUUUGUCUUGCUUGCCCCUCAGCAUAAUCGGAGUAUGCAGACAUCUUGUGACGUGCUGAGCAUGCCAUGCAACCAUGUAUAUUAAGUGAUUUGUUGCUUUGUUUUUAAGUACUGAAGAAAUUGUAUUCUUUGUAGGUAUGUAUGUAAUUAUUGAAAGUGUUUGUUGUGCAAUUUACGUGUAAUUCUUCAUCACUGCAUAAGGAGGAAAGCGAAAGUAAUAUUCUCUUCCCUGUUAUGAACUGUAACCCUGUGCAGAAUGUAAGAUUAUACUAAAAUAAUAAAUACCACCUCUGGGAAAAUUCUAUGGAUGUUCUUUUCAUCUUGUUAGGAGGCAUUUUGAAUGCUUUCCACUGUGAUUGGCUUGACAGGUGUGUUUUGUAGCUAUAGUGAAUUCCAUAACUGCGUAUUGUAACAGUUUGUGUGUUGGUAGAGGGUCAACUAGAUUUUAAUCAAUCCCAUUUCUGAUGCAAUAAAGAAAGGCAUUUGUCGCUGCAGUUUCAAACUUUUGACCUGUUUUUCUGUGAUCUUUUGGUUUGGAACAUUUAAAUGAAAUAUGAAUAACAUCAGUGCAAUUUGGCUGUGCCCAUUAUUGAUUUUAAGAGGACAAUGUUCCACACAUUUUACAUACAGGAACUAAUUAAAUUUCUUGUGCUGUCAUUUUUUAAUUAAAGAGAACUUGUUCGGAUGUAAUCAAAUUUUGUAUAUUAAGCUCUUGAAAAGUGUGUAGAUUUUACUCAGAUAUGGAAAUCACUGCCUCAACUGACCUAGUACAAAUUAUCUGUGUAAUGUUAACGUCAAUCCACAUUUAAUGGAGUGGUGAAGUGCUAGAACUUGACUACAACCAUGUCUUUUGCUGUGCCUUUGUGCCUGUUGCAUGUCUAAAACAUUUUUGGAGAUCUUUAAUGAUAUUGCAUAAACAACUGUUAAUUUGAUACAUUUAUAUGUUUGAAUGUAACCUCCUUGUCUCUUUUUCAUGGUAUUUUAUCAGAAAAUUAUUGGGCCACUUAUCAUUUAUGUAAACAAUUUUGGGGUGAUUUUGCAGUGCCCUGCUUUUGGAACUUUAGUACAUUUAGUACCUCUUUUUCUUAUGUCUAGAAUGAGCAACUAAGGUAUUGUGUUGCCAAGCUGAUAAUUUACUGUGGUGCCAUGGAGAGUGUAAAAAAUAUAUUAUAUAUCUGACUUGAACAAAUAUGAAUUCUAUUCUUAGGUUAACUUGUGCAGUACAUUAAUUUGGUGAAUUUGGCUGUGUCAAAUUCUUAUUUGUUGUAGUCACUCAUGUUCCUUCAUAAGGCCCGAAAUUUAAUGGGAAAUUGUAUGGCUUACUCUGAGAGCAGUUGUGGGAGAACGUAGUCAAACUAUUUCAUACUAUUGUCCACCUCAUUUGCCUGGAGACAGUGUUCGCUUGAGCUACAUUUUUGUAGGAACUUUACCGUAAAAUAUAUAAUUUUUAUAUUAGUAAAUGAA
Messenger RNA from Frankliniella occidentalis (western flower thrips), 5429 nucleotides. It is a transcript of the gene swm, whose product is annotated as zinc finger protein swm. NCBI's taxonomy places the organism in Eukaryota, Metazoa, Arthropoda, Insecta, Thysanoptera, Thripidae. The coding region runs from base 132 to 3449 and encodes 1105 amino acids. The transcript has 18 exons. Gene Ontology annotation, cellular component: nucleus. Gene Ontology annotation, biological process: mRNA processing. The record is from RefSeq and is a predicted model, not a curated record. Gene Ontology annotation, molecular function: metal ion binding; RNA binding.